Molecule: messenger RNA, 2781 nt
Organism: Schistosoma mattheei
Lineage: Eukaryota; Metazoa; Platyhelminthes; Trematoda; Strigeidida; Schistosomatidae
Source: the annotation of a GenBank genome assembly
AUGGAAAAAUACGAAAAUCUAGGGCUAGUUGGAGAAGGAAGUUAUGGAAUGGUUAUCAAGUGUAAAAAUAAAGAGUCUGGAAGGAUUGUGGCGAUUAAAAAAUUCAUUGACAGCGAGGAUGAUAAACAUGUUAAAAAGAUAGCACUUCGUGAAAUAAGAAUGUUGAAACAACUUCGUCAUGAUAACUUGGUAAACCUUUUGGAAGUUUUUCGACGAAAGAAACGUCUAUAUCUUGUUUUUGAAUUUGUGGACAAUACUAUAUUAGAUGACUUAGAAAAACACCCUAAUGGAAUUGACGAAAUGCGCACAAAACGCACUUUAUUUCAAGUCAUUCGAGGUGUGGAAUUUUGUCAUCUACACAAUAUAGUUCAUCGUGAUAUCAAACCCGAAAAUAUUCUUAUCAGUCGUAGUGGCGUCGUCAAAUUGUGUGAUUUUGGUUUCGCACGUACACUUGCUGCACCCGGUGAAGUUUAUACAGAUUAUGUGGCCACCAGAUGGUACAGAGCACCAGAACUUCUUGUGGGAGAUACAAAAUACGGCAGACCAAUUGACAUUUGGGCUAUUGGUUGUCUUGCCUCAGAAAUGUUGACAGGUGAUCCUUUAUUCCCUGGUGAUUCUGAUAUUGAUCAAUUGCAUAGAAUAGUGCGUUGUCUUGGCAAUCUAAGUGAGAAAUAUCAAAAUAUAUUUCAUCGAAAUCCACUUUUUGUUGGUAUGAGAGUUCCAUUUGCAAAAGAAAUUGAUCCAUUGGAUAAACGAUUAGCUAAGGUUUCGAAACUAACUCUUGGAUUUAUAAAGAGUUGUCUUCGAAUCGAUGCUAACGAUCGACCGACAUCAUCUGCUCUUUUACGAAGUGAAUAUUUCACUAGUGAGAAUUUCGCAUCUAUAUUCUUGGAAGAGCUAAAAACAUUAAUUAAAAGCGAAACAAACUCAAAUGUACCUUCAUCCUCGACCAAUAUCAUCAGUAGUAAGAAUACCGUUAAUAAUCUAAACAAUAAUAAUCAAACACAAGUUAAAAAUGAUCAACAAUGUAAAAUCAGUAAUAAUAACAGUAAUUUUGUGCAGUCAAAAGUUUCUAACACAACCGCGACAACGAUGACACCAACAAUAACUUAUAUUACUACUACUACUACUACUACUACCACCACCACCACCACUGGUAAUACGUGUACUGAUACUAGCACUACAACAACUACUGCCGGUAAACUUUUUUUGUCAGAUGUAAUGAAUGUGAAAAACCCAAAUAAAGAUAAAACAAUAACUCCAGAUCAUGUUGAUUUGUCAGUAACAUCACAAGCUGGUCUACAUAAUAAUGAAAUUACUGAACAAAAUAAAUCAUCCAAUAUUUCUACCGGUUUUUCAAGUAAUACUAAAUCUACACAAAUGGAAGGGAAUAAAUUAAAAUCUACUAUGGCUGAUGAACAGGUUAACUUAACAUAUGUAGCGUCUAAAGCAAGAAUUGCAGUUAAAUCUCAAUUAUAUAAUGAGUAUUUAGUACAUGAUGAAAAUAUUGAUCCACAUCAUUUGUUAGAUACAAUGAAUGUUUCAAAAAAACAACACUAUGGAUCAGAUAAUGUCUUGAAUAGGAACGAUGAUUCUGAUUCAAAAGAAUCAUUAACAGUAACUGGAAAAAUGAAUGAUCGAUUGAAUGAGAUGCCUUCUAUUCCACAAAAGUCAUUUGGUCUACUUACAACGGUUAAAUGUAAGAGCCCAAAACCAACAAAUCCAAUCUCGAAGUCUAUAUUAGAAGAUUUACGUGAACCUUUGAAUGAUACUGACUUAUCCUCUGCUUCCAUAUCAAUAUCCCCGUUACAAGUUACAAAUUUAACCAUUAAUGAACAGUCAUUAAUAAAUACUACUAACCAAUCCCCGUUCAAUAGUGGUUUUGUUGCCAAGGUUACCGAAGUGCCAAACGAACAAAUCGACUGUACUUCAACAGUUAUAGAAUCUUCUGUAAACAAAUAUUUAGACACAAAAGGUGGAGACUCACAACCUAAGGAAAUGACUUCAAAUAAACGUUUACCUUAUCUUACUUUAGGUCAGACUAGCAGCUACCAUUUUUUUCCACAACAGUAUCGAGGAGUUUAUCAAAAUCCUCUAAAAUCAGACCAAACAAAUACGUAUAAUCCUGGAACUGUUUCUUCAGGAAUGGGAUUGUCUUCACUGUCACCACUGUUAACCAGCAGUCAAACAACAUGGACAACACAAAUAAGUUCUUCUAAUACAAGCAACUCAUCCAAGGAUUCAAAAAGUCGACGAUAUUAUCAACCUCCAAAUCACCACAGAAAAUCAACAUUUUCUUUGCAAUUUCCUAUGAAUAUCAGUCAUUCAGUUUGUCAACCGAUUUCAACUUCGCUAAGCAAUCACUAUCAUAAUCAUAAUCACCAUCUCUCCAUACUGCAGCCAAUUGGUAUUAUGCCUUCUCCAAAUAUCUUUGAUACAAAUCAUGAUUAUUUACAUCCCGAACAGACUGAAUCACGUAGUUAUAUUGGUCAUGUAAAUUUUUCAACACGUUCACCGCUACAAACUUUGUCUCAACAGAAUGUUUUUAAAAAAUCAUUUACAUCAAAUAGUACAACUGGUACAAGUAAACAGGAUAAUACAUAUUCUCUUACUGGUAAUCAACACUCAUUUAGUCCACAAGUUUUACCAGCUUUUACAUGUUCUUCAUAUUCCACAAAUCAGUAUGGUACGAAUACAAAGCCUAAUCAUAAUAAUCAGUUUCCUAUAAAUAGAUUACGUAAUUCAGAUAAGUUCUGGCUUGGAAGCUUACCCAGAAGAUGA